AACGCUAAAAAACCGCUCAGUUGUAAUUAGUUCUCGCUGACGAUAGAACGUAUUCGGAGACUCGCGUGUUUUCUCGUGAUAUUGCUGUUUGCUGUGUGCUGUGCUGUGACGAGAAUAUUGCAAAAAUGAGUAAGUGUGAGCAGCAACAGCGCGAUAAGGAGAAGGAGGAGGAGAACAAAAUGGAGAUACUCUUGGAGCUCAAUAUGAAGCAGAAGCUGGCCACUCGGCUCUGCAUUCUGAUAUUUGGCAGCUUUGUCUUUGCCUUCUUUUGCUCGGACAGCGCCUUGGCCAGCCUCACACUGGGUGCUCUAAUGGCCCUCACACUGCGGAGUCCCACAAAUAUCUAUGCCUUGGCGAUGACGUGUCGCAGGGAUCUCCUUGCUUUUCACCGCUUUGUGGCACUCAACUUUUAUCUGCUUCGCAAGGAUCGCAAGGGCUGCACCGUAGCCCACUGCUUUGAGGAAGUGGCUCUGCAGCAGCCAAGCAAAACUUGCUUCAUAAUGGACGAUCGCCGUCUCAGCUUCGGCGAGGCGCUGCUCUACAGCCAGAAGGUGGCUGGUUACUUCCAGCAGCGGGGAUUGCAGCGCGGGGACUGCGUUGCUCUGCUAAUGGAGACGCGAGUGGAGUACACGUGCAUAUGGAUGGGUCUCAGUCAGCUGGGCGUUGUCACGGCACUGAUAAACUCGCACCUGCGUGGCGAUUCGCUGCUGCACUGCAUCCGGGUGGCCAAGGCGACGGCACUGAUCGUGGGCGCUGAACUGGCCGAUGUGCUGGCUGCGAUGCCUUCACUCGACAUUCCCAUCUAUCAGUUUACGGAUCAGGAGCAGCACCAGCUGCUGCCAGGUGCCACUGAGCUGAGCAAUGCGCUCAACGCCCAGACGCCGCUGCCCGUGAGUCGUAGCUUGGAAUGUUCCGCCCGGGACAAGCUGCUCUAUGUGUAUACCUCGGGCACCACGGGAUUACCGAAGGCUGCAGUCAUCACCAAUCUGCGGUUUCUUUUCAUGUCAGCGGGCACCUUCUACAUGUUGGGACUGAAUCGAGAUGAUGUGGUCUACAAUCCCCUGCCCUUGUACCACACGGCCGGUGGCAUCGUGGGCGUGGGCAACGCCCUACUUAAUGGCAGCACUGUGGUGUUGCGUAAGAAGUUCUCGGCAUCGAAUUUCUGGAGCGACUGCAGCAAGCACAACUGCUCCGUUGCCCAGUACAUUGGUGAGUUGUGUCGCUAUCUGCUAGCCACGCCCUACGCGAAAACGGGGCAACAAUCUCAGACGCCGCAGCAUCAGCUUCGCCUCAUGUACGGCAACGGACUCAGGCCGCAGAUCUGGACGCAGUUUGUCACCCGCUUUGGCAUUCCUCAAAUCGGGGAAAUCUAUGGCGCCACCGAGGGUAACUCCAAUCUGAUCAACAUUACCAAUCGCAUUGGCGCCAUUGGCUUUGUCCCUGUCUUUGGUCGCAAGCUGUAUCCAGUUCAGAUCCUGCGCUGUGACGAACUGACGGGCGAACCUCUGCGAGAUGCGAAGGGUCACUGCAUGCGCUGUGCUCCUGGGGAGGCGGGACUGUUGGUGGGUCAGGUGGAUGCCAGGCGAGCGGUGAGUGCCUUCCAUGGGUACGCGGAUAAGGAGGCCUCGGAGCAGAAGCUGCUGCGGAAUGUGUACACCAAGGAUGAUUGCUACUUCAACUCCGGUGACAUGGUUGUCUGUGAUAUACUGGGCUUCUUCUACUUCAAGGAUCGCACCGGCGACACGUUCAGGUGGCGCGGCGAGAAUGUCGCCACGCAAGAGGUCGAGGCCAUCAUUACCAACUGCAUUGGACUCAACGACUGUGUUGUGUAUGGCGUUCAGAUUCCCCAUGUGGAGGGCAAGGCUGGCAUGGCCGCCAUAGUGGAUCCGUCACGCAAGGUGGACAUCGAUUAUCUCUCGAUUGUGAUACGUGGCAGUCUGCCUCCCUAUGCGCGUCCGCUCUUUAUCCGCCUGAUGGACGAGAUUCCUCGGACCGCAACGUUUAAGUUGAAGAAGCGUGAGCUGGCGCUUGAGGGAUACGAUCUGGACAGAGUCAGCGAUAUCAUUUACUAUCUGAAUCGCGAUGGCGUCUACAGAGAGCUAAGCGCGGAGCAGUACAAGUCCUUGCAGGCGGGCACUGCAGGACUCUGAGGAUGAAGACGUGGCUCACUUUGAUAUUAACUGCAAUUGUUUUUUUGUAUAUACACACACGCACGCUUACAACCACUUACUUAGUUGUAACACUCAAAAGAAACGACUGAUGAAACUUUAGCAAAAGCCGAGCGCGUUUCAUUCCAAUAACUUGGCCAUAAAAGAAGACAGCUGAACCGAUAAUGGUCGCCAAUACAUUUCCGGUUGCUCCUGCACCACAUAAGACAGCAGCAAGCAGCAAGCAGCUACGGCCAAGAUAUAUCGAAAGUGUUAAAUCCCGAAGAUUAAGUUCUCGCUCAUUGGCAGCUGUUGUGGCCAUUUGGUUGCUGCUGUUGCUGCUGCAGUUGCAACAUUAACGCCAUUUAAGUUCGCUAGCGGCAGCUGCGUCGCGACGUCCCAGCAACAACAACAGCAGCAAGAUAAACGAUGUGCAAAAUCCAUACAAACAACAACAAGGCAUCUGCAGUUAGAGUUACUCUCGCAUUGUUGUUGCUGCUGUUGUUGUUGCUUUUACUGCUGCUUGGCUCCGAGUUGCAACCACAAGCUGCGUUGCCAAAGUCGACAAAGACGCCAACGUCGCACAGCGCAACGCGUCGAUAGCGCCAAUAUCGAUGGCGAAAAAGUUGUGGCAGGCAAUCAUAAAAAACCAAGAAAUACCAACAAAGCCCCUUCUUGCAACGAAUUGGAUCCCAGCUAAGGCUAAGUGCAGCACACGAUGCCACCUCGACCACGACCACAAGACUGCUCAACUACGUUCCGAGUUGCGACGUAAGAACAAAAAAUUCUGUGCUGCUGGAUACAGUCUUAACUGUAGACAGCAUUUUAGUCAGCAAUAAUUGUUGCAUAGUUAGCGAACCUUUACUAAAUGUCUAUAACUAUCAUUAGCACUAUAAAUGGAGCAUGUAACAACGCGGAACAAAUUUCUUCUCACUAUGUUAUCACUUUCAAAUUGCUUUGUUGAGAUAUCAAGUAUUUAAUCAUUUUGCAAAACUCAUAUUAGACG
Molecule: messenger RNA, 3153 nt
Organism: Drosophila sulfurigaster albostrigata
Lineage: Eukaryota; Metazoa; Arthropoda; Insecta; Diptera; Drosophilidae
Gene: Fatp3
Product: long-chain fatty acid transport protein 1
Exons: 4
Coding region: 126-2150 (674 amino acids)
Biological process (GO): triglyceride homeostasis
Cellular component (GO): endoplasmic reticulum
Molecular function (GO): long-chain fatty acid transmembrane transporter activity; long-chain fatty acid-CoA ligase activity
Source: RefSeq, a predicted model, not a curated record